Molecule: messenger RNA, 1688 nt
Organism: Phycodurus eques (leafy seadragon)
Lineage: Eukaryota; Metazoa; Chordata; Actinopteri; Syngnathiformes; Syngnathidae
Gene: fbxo9
Product: F-box protein 9
Exons: 13
Coding region: 115-1437 (440 amino acids)
Biological process (GO): SCF-dependent proteasomal ubiquitin-dependent protein catabolic process
Cellular component (GO): SCF ubiquitin ligase complex
Molecular function (GO): protein binding
Source: RefSeq, a predicted model, not a curated record
UGACUUGACUAUCAAACUCAAGCUCGACUCGGACCUCUCAACGAGAUGGCUGCGUUCUUGCGAGCUCGUAAAUAUGUUCGUUGCGUGGUCCGUUUCUCCGACCGUGACUUGUAAAUGCAACGCCGAACGUUUGUGAAGAGACACGCGCACACAAAAAGCGACUUUCUUGGCCAAGUUGUCAUGGCUGAAGAAAAUGUGGACAUUGGUGGUACGCUCGAGGAGGAAGAUGAUCGUUCUGAUGAACCAAAUCUUGAGCUGCAGCUUAAUGCUUUCCGAUCUAAGUGGAUGUCAGAACUCAAACCGAGCUGCGACACAAGGCUGCUGCGAGCCAUGGGUCAGAGGAGGACACAAGAAAUUGCUCGGCAGGAAAAGGCUGUAGAGCUGUACUUGAGAGCUGUUCAGGAAGAGCAGAAUGGAGCAUUCUAUGAAGCUAUCAAGUUCUAUCGCAUGGCUAUGCAGCUUGUGCCUGAUAUCGAAUCAAAAAUCAACUACAGCCACCCUGAUGCUGCUCAAGCUGAGGGAAACUACAGGGAGGAAAAGGAUGCUGACGGCGAGAUUGAGGAUCUGGUUGCCUACUUUGAGCAGCAGCUCACUCUCGGAACUUCCUUUACCAAGAUUUGCUCCCCUGAGUUGGAAAAGUCUCAGGUGCAUAUAUCAGCCUUGCCACGGGAGAUCCUCAUGUACAUUUUCCGUUGGGUCGUGUCGAAAGACCUGGACAUGCGAGCCCUGGAGCAGCUUUCGUUGGUUUCCCGCGGCUUUUACAUUUGUGCAAGGGACACUGAGAUUUGGCGUUCAGCCUGUCAAAGAGUGUGGGGACGCAACAGCACCAAGCUCGGACACUUCCUGUCCUGGAGAGAGAUGUUCCUGCAGAGGCCCCGUGUCCGUUUCGAUGGCGUCUACAUCAGCAGGACGUCGUACAUUCGUCAAGGAGAGCAAUCUCUGGAUGGCUUCUACCGGCCUUGGCACCAUGUCGACUUCUACAGGUACCUGCGCUUCUUCCCUGAUGGCAGCGUGCUCAUGCUCACCACACCUGAGGAGCCUCUCGCUAUUGCCCCUCGCUUACGCACUCAAAACGUCAGAUUGGAUGCUGUCAAGUUCGGCCACUUCCGUCUGUCCCAGGAGACCGACAAUCAAACCAAAGUUUAUGCUGUUGUCCGCAAGAGAAAGGAGGAGAAAUCGUCAGAGAUGCAAAAGAGUCGGUUCUGCAGGCGGAACCCUGCCCCUGAGGCUGAGCAAACCUUCCACGUGGGACUCCUUCUGUCCUCUGGGGGGCGUCAGAGUUUCAAUAAGCUGGCAUGGAUACACCACUCCUGCCACAUCACUUACAAGCUGACUGGGGAAACUGUUAUCAGCGCAUUUGACCUGAACAAGAUGUACACGCCCUUCAUAUUCGGACGUGUCAAGAGUUACACGGCAUUCUCAAAUCAGCCCCUCUAAGACACCCGCAUGAUCGUCUACGGAGAGCACCGGUUCAUCCAUCACUUUAACAAGCAACAUCAAAACUAAACGCACAAGCAAAUUUUAAAAACUAAAGCUAAUCUUCUGAUUUUCAGAAAUGUUGCUAAGAGGUUGAGCACCAAGAAAUUAGCAGCCCCGUCCAUUAACAUGUUCCCGGCAAUGAAUGUUCAUACUGGUUUUGCCUCAUGGUGCACUUUCACCUUCAAAUAAACAGUGAUAAAUGAUUACAA